Messenger RNA from Chlamydomonas reinhardtii, 3197 nucleotides. RefSeq lists its product as uncharacterized. Gene Ontology annotation, biological process: SCF-dependent proteasomal ubiquitin-dependent protein catabolic process. The transcript is spliced from 5 exons. NCBI's taxonomy places the organism in Eukaryota, Viridiplantae, Chlorophyta, Chlorophyceae, Chlamydomonadales, Chlamydomonadaceae. The record is from RefSeq and is a predicted model, not a curated record. Gene Ontology annotation, cellular component: SCF ubiquitin ligase complex. Bases 116 to 3067 code for a protein of 983 amino acids.
UAACACCUGCGCAUUUGGUCUGGGCCCUGUCCAUCUGAAUACAGUGUCGGGCCCCCUCGCAUGGCGUUUGACCCUGGUGUGAUGCAAUAGUCUUCUUACACCAUACGAUAUCGCCAUGGAAAACGAAGAGGGCACAAAGUCAUGCUGGAGCGGGCUGCACGGAGAUGUGCUCGAGCGCAUCGGCCGCGGCCUGGCAUUGCCCGACCUGCUGUCCGCGCGGCUGACCUGUAACCAGUGGCGCCGGCACGUGGGCGCGGCCGUGACGCGGCUGCCGCACCCGCACCUGCAUCCCCGCCACCGUGCCGCACCUUCUUUGAAUCCCCUCGCUCUCUCACCACCACCUGCUGCCGGCGGGCAGCUGCCUCUGGCUACUGCAAUCCCCGAAAUGCAGCCCAGUGCCCAGCAACACGGGUUGGACAAUCUGCUUGAAGUGCAGCAUCAGGGCUCUGAUGAAAAGGGCCUGGCAGCGGAGGCGGAGGCGGACUUGGAGGACACGCAGUUCUACCACCUGGUUGAGCUGGAUGCACAGCCGGCUGGACACGAGGGCGAUGUGACGUGGCGGCGGUCCUUGGAGGCGCUGGCGGCGUGCCUGCCGCGGCUCAGCGAGGUCAUGGUGUACGUGAGUAGCCGCGUGUCGGCGGCCGCGCUGGGUCAGCAGCUGCGCAGCCUGCCUGCCGCGCUGCCGGGCCUGACAAAGCUGGAGCUGCGCUUCAUCCUGCCCUCCUCCGCGCCCUGCCUGGGCGCCCCGCUGGCGCAGCUGCAGCCAGACCUGUCCGCCCUCACUGGGCUGCAGACGCUAUACCUGAUUCAGGGCGCCUCUCCCGAGCCCGCGCUGCUGUCCUCCGUGCUGCCGGCACUGAGCCGCCUCACCGACCUCAAACUGCUGUCGGGGCUGCCGCAGUACGGCCUCACGAACGACAAACUGGAGGCGCUGGCCGGCGCGGCGGCUGCAGGCAGCGGUGGAGGCAGCGCAGGCGGCACAGACACCGGGGCUGCAGCAGGAGGCGUUGCGUGCUUGCACCUGGGCUCGCUGGCGCGGCUGCAUGUGGAGGUGUCGGGUGUGGGGCAGGUGGAUGUGGGCGUGGCGGCGCUGAGCCGUCUGCGCGGGCUGCGGCAGCUUUGGCUCGACGGCGUUGUGACGCUGGGACCGGCGGUGACGGCGGCGCUCAGGGAGCUGCCGGGGCUGCAGGAGCUACGCCUGGAGCUGGACAGCCCCACCCACCUGCCCGACCUCUUCGCCCUGCCCGCCCUCACCUCGCUGCUUAUCUCCUACCAUGGUGACGAGCUAGAUGAGGCGGACGACGAUGAUGACGACGAGCUGCCACAGCCGCCGCCACCGCAACCACCGGCUGUAGCAGCAGUAGCGGCGGCGCCAGCCGCAGUGCCGGGGCCUGGGCUGGCUGGGCCUGGCGGCGCUGCACCAGGAGUAGAAGCCGCAGCAGCGGCACUGCCACAAGCUAACGGGCAGAUGGCGAACGGCGUUGGCGGUGGGCACGGGGGAGGCGGCGGUGGCGGCGACUGGGAGGCGUUGGAGCGGCUGGUUUGUGGCCAUGCGGCGCGACCAGUACUGCGAGAGCUGUCCCUGCAGUGCUGCGGUUUUGCAUCGGACCCGCUUCCCAAGCUUGCGGCCCUGGUGGGCCUCACAUCUCUAGCCCUGUAUGACUGCCGCUGGCCGCCGCCACCGCGCGCGGCUGCCGGCGCGGUGGCGGCGGAAGCGCACGAUGUAGUGUCAGCGCCGCCGGCGCCGUGGGCGGCCCUGAGCACCUUAACGGGGCUGACGUCAUUCUGCCUGGCGCAGUGCGUGUGUCCGCCCAUCACGGGCCGUGAACUUCGCUGCCUGGCGGCGGCGUGGCCAGGCCUCACGUCGCUGCAGCUGCAGAGUGGCCUGACAUCAGCGCAGGGUCACGGCGCCGCCGCCGCCCUGGCGGCAGCCGCAGCAGUAGCAGAGGCAGGGCAACAGCAGGAGGCGGCAGCGAUCUCUGGGGCGGAGGCGGAGAAAGACGCGCCUUUACAGGCGGCGAUGGCGGCGGCGCAGGCCGCGGCUGCUGCCGCCGCAGCGCCGUUCGCGCCCGCAACCUUUGACGCCGUCGUUGCCCGAUGGCGGCGGCUGGAGAGCCUGACGCUGAACGGGUCUUGGUGCAAUGACCCGCGCGUCUCACUGGACGUGGGCCUGCUGCCGCCCAGCCUCACGAGCCUUGUGAUGACGUCAUUGACGCUGGUGAGCUCGGCUGCGGCGAGGGAGGCGCUGGCGGCGGCAGUGCACGCAGCAGCGCGUGGGCGGGGUGGGGACUCAGCAGCCGGCGAUACUGCCCAUACCUCGUCAGCAGUACUGUGCAGCUCGACUGAGGCUACCUACGCCACAGUGCGUACAGCAGGCGGCCACGCACCUGCACCGCUGCUACCGGCGCUGGAGCAUCUGGUGUUGGCUGAGGUGCGGCUGGCGCCCGGACUGGGCCUGGGCUGGCUUGCUGCCCAGGCGCCCGGCCUGCGGAGUCUGGAGGUCACCAACCUGCUUCCCAACCUGUGUGACGCCUCCUGUGCUGCGCUGGCGGCGCUGACGGCGCUGACGGUGCUGCGAGUCAGCCAAGACCAGGAGCCGCAGGAGGAGGAGUGGGAGGGGCAGGCGGCGGCGCCGAAGGGAAAGGGAGACGCAGCGGCGGACCCGGCAGCAGGUGGCCGAAGUGCUGACAGCCAGCAGCCCGCCAGCAGCAGCAGCAGCCGCGCCGCCACGGCAGAUCCACCUGCCUUCGCUGCACCUGCGACCCCGCACGGCCCAUUUCCUGCUAGGAGCAGCGCCAGCAGAGCAGGCCGGCUGCUUACGGGCAUGGGCCUGGCCGCGCUCACCCCCCUCAAGCAGCUGCGGCAGCUCGAGUGGCUGCCUUGGGGCUGUGAGCCGCUGGGCCUGGCCCACGUGCGGGCUCUGGCGGCGCUGCGGCGGCUGCACCUAGUGACGCUGCGGGGUGCCCGCGACGGCGCCAUCAGCGGGGAGGCGCUGGAAGCGCUGCGGGGGGCGCUGCCGCUGUGCGACCUGGACGACACCGAGUGGAGCGGCCUGGUCGACGUGUAGGUAGGCAGGCAGCGCGAUAGUUCUGGGUACGUGUGUCUGGAAGGCGUCACGGGGCAUGCAGGGGUAGGGCCCAUAGAGGCCCUGGGGACCGGCCCUCGAUCAGGUGGGAAGCCUUAAGCCCCCGUCCCAC